Messenger RNA from Acyrthosiphon pisum (pea aphid), 1803 nucleotides. Its product is annotated as alpha-ketoglutarate-dependent dioxygenase alkB homolog 6. Gene Ontology annotation, cellular component: nucleus. NCBI's taxonomy places the organism in Eukaryota, Metazoa, Arthropoda, Insecta, Hemiptera, Aphididae. The transcript is spliced from 5 exons. Bases 156 to 848 code for a protein of 230 amino acids. The record is from RefSeq and is a predicted model, not a curated record.
CUAUGUAGUAGUUCGUGCUAUCAACAUCAAAAUUCAAUUUAAAUUUAUCAUUUCUUGCAUGACAUUUUGUCAUGAAUCAUUAUUUAAUAUUUAUCUGUGCGUGAUUCGUGAUCUUUUCGAUUACUUUUUAUAGAUAUUUACGAUAUAAAUUUGAAAUGGACCAUAUAGAUUUGAAGGAUAAUAAGUUGACUUUAGUCGAUGAUGCAGCUUAUUAUAUACCAAAUUUUAUAACUGAAGAACAGGAAACAUAUAUAAUGGAUAAAGUAAAUAGUGCGCCAAAACCAAAAUGGUGUCAAUUGAAAAAUAGAAGACUUCAAAAUUGGGGAGGUAUACCUCAUGCCAAAGGACUCAUACCCGAAACAAUUCCUGAUUGGUUAAAAGGAUUUGUUGAUCGAGUAGAAAGUCUACAAGUAUUUCCUAGGACUAACAAACCAAACCAUGUGUUAAUUAAUGAAUACUUAUCAGGACAAGGAAUCAUGCCACAUUUAGAUGGAAGUUUAUUUUUCCCUACUAUAAGUACUAUUAACUGUGGAUCUCAUACUGUAUUGAAUUUUUAUAAGCCACUUAAGACUGACAUUGAAGUUGUAUCAAGUGAAAAAGUGUACAGUUUAUUAUUGCAAAGACGAAGUUUACUCAUUUUAAAGGAUAAAAUGUAUACUGAAUAUAUGCAUGGCAUUGAGGAGAUUACCAAUGAUAUCAUUGACGACAAAAUAUCUAACAUAACAUUUUGUGGAUCAAAUAUACAAAACGGGAUUUCAUUGACAAGAAAUAAACGUAUUUCAUUAACUAUUAGAAAUGUACCUAGGGUAUCCAAAUUAAAUUUUAACUCGUUGGUGAUAAAAAAAUAAACUCAUCCAUUUUAAAACACAAAUAUGUACAAUAAAUUGUUUGAAUAUAUUUUUAAAUUCACUUAAAAUAAUUAAUCAAAUUUAUAAUAUUUACAAUAAUAAUUUUUUCCUUGUAUAUAUAUAUUUUUUAUAAUUAAAAAGUUGUUGGUAAAUAAAUGUUUUUCUAAUGUGCAUACCCCUACUAUUGGUAUUAAAUAAAAAAUAAAAUCAAUAGAUUUACAAACAAUAUCAAAGCAGGUUGACAUCAAUACCAGAAUAGAUUCAUGGUUAUUUACAGCACACAGACACAAUAAAAUUUAACACUUGUAAAUUAAUAAAAAAUAUUAUGAUAUUGCAAAUAUGGCAAAACCAUGUCACUCAAAACAAUCAUUUUUUUUUCUUAACUUACAUAACUAAAAAUAUAAGAUUUAAAAUUGUAAUCUAAUAUUAUUCAUUAAUAUGUAUAUUUAUAUAAAUAUAUAUCUAUGUAUAUUAGCUAUAUUAUCCUAAAUCAUAUUAUGUACAAUACAUUAUUAUAAAGAGUUUACAAUUUGUCUGUAUAAUUAAUAAUUAUAAUAUUAAAUGAAUUGUACUGUAAGUAAUAAAUUAACAUUUGGAACAAUAAGUUUUCAUGGAAGUAAACAAUUAUUUUUUAAACUAGAUAUUUUUGUGCGUAAGGAAUACAAAGUCAAUACAUUUACAAGAACUUGGUGCACAUCCAUAAUUCUAUUGAAAUAUUUUUUGAAAUAAAUCAAAACCAAAAAAAUAAUAUAAAUUAAGUCAUCAAUUAGAAAAUAAUAUAGUCUUGUAACUGAAUAAAUUAGGUUUAGAGAAAUUUAUAGAAAGAUGCCAAUGCCAAAAAAUAAUAAUUAUAAAAUAAAGUCACAACUAUUUGAACAUGUAUAAAUGUAUUUAAUCAAAACAUGCGAAGGGAAAUACAGUAUUUAGAAAUGUGAUAAAUAAGAAUAAGAAUCAA